Messenger RNA from Artibeus jamaicensis (Jamaican fruit-eating bat), 1347 nucleotides. RefSeq names its product sterile alpha motif domain containing 12 (gene SAMD12). Gene Ontology annotation, biological process: cell surface receptor protein tyrosine kinase signaling pathway. Gene Ontology annotation, cellular component: cytoplasmic side of plasma membrane. The coding region runs from base 143 to 691 and encodes 182 amino acids. Gene Ontology annotation, molecular function: protein binding. Lineage: Eukaryota; Metazoa; Chordata; Mammalia; Chiroptera; Phyllostomidae. The transcript is spliced from 5 exons. The record is from RefSeq and is a predicted model, not a curated record.
CUCUGCGUGACCGCGGCAGGUUGGUCUUGGAGCAGAUGAGCGCAGAAUAUUGAGGCGAAAGCGCGAGGAGGGGGGGAUCGCGGGGGCAGAAGGAGUAUCUCGGCCAAGAAAAUUAUGCAUGCGUUAGGGAAGCUCUGAGAGAAUGGCUGUGGAAGCUCUCCACUGCGGUUUGAAUCCACGGGCUAUUGACCACCCUGCCCGUGCUGAAGGCAUUAAACUGCAAAUUGGAGGUGAAGGUGUUGAGUCUCAAUCCAUUAAAAACAAAAACUUCCAGAAGGUGCUUGACCAGAAAGGAACCCCCAAGCGACUGCAGGCAGAAGCUGAGACGGCAAAGUCAGCGACGGUGAAGCUGUCAAAACCGGUGGCUCUGUGGACUCAGCAGGAUGUCUGCAAGUGGUUGAAGAAGCACUGUCCGAAUCAGUACCAGAUCUACAGCGAGUCAUUCAAACAGCACGACAUCACUGGACGAGCCUUGCUGAGACUCACUGACAAAAAGCUGGAGCGAAUGGGGAUUGCCCAGGAAAGCCUCCGGCAGCAUAUCCUGCAACAGGUGCUCCAGCUGAAAGUGCGAGAGGAAGUCAGAAACCUACAGUUACUCACACAAGAUUCUGAGCUCCUUCAAGAUGGAAUCCUACAAGAAAGGGCAGAACACAAGAACAAUGGUGACCAGAUUUGUCUCUUCCCCGAGUGAGGAAUAUUGCACAGUAGAGAGGGGCUUCUUAGAUUGGGAAGGUUUCUCUCCCUCCAGCCAUGGCUGUGCCUUCUGUGCCCCCAGGAAGCUCUGGCCCCACCGCUGACACCGGCUUUCCACAGUCCACAGGAGAAGAUAUCUUUAAAGAAGAUCUAGACCCAAACUCCAGCCUCCAUGAAGAAUAAAGUAAACUGAGAUUCUCAACACCACACUUUUCAGAAGUUGGGUCUAGCAGACAGAAAUUUAGAAUAAUUUUCAGAUAUGUGAAAAAUGAUGAAGACCAACAUUUUGUCAUUCCAAAACAAGCAAGAAUUAAAAGGAGGCUUGAAUGAUGAACGAUAUAAUUCAGAUUAGACUUCGGAAGGACUUCCUAACAGGCAGAGAAAUCUAUUUUUUUUUUCAUUUUGGAAUUUUUCCUGCAGUUCUCAAAUGCAAAGUGUCAUCUCUCUAUGUAAAAUAAGCACAGUUAUUUCAAAUAGCAAAACCUAGGCUUUAUCUUUCCAUCAGUUUUUCAUGCAACAAAAAUGGAGAGUGCACGUAGCCUAUGCCAGGCGCGGUGCCGUGGUCCAGGGUCACAGAGGGAACAGACACAGGCCAGCUCCCCCUGGAGCUCACUGACUGAUGCUUUGUGCCCCGUACCAAGUUGGUGAAUACAC